AUCGUCAUCUCCGAAACGCCAACCUUACGGAUUCCAUUUCCUUCCCACUCUCCCCAGUCCCUAUAUAUAUAGACCUGUUCGUCUCCAUUUCUUCUUCAAACCCUCGCAUGAAAAAUUCAUAUGCUUCAAAGUUUUGGUAGAAAUCGCAGAUCAUGACCAACAUCCCUAAAUCGCUAACCGACUCCGCAUUAACCCUUUUCAAACUCGCCAUCUCGGCCUCAGAUCCUUGGCCCUUUUCUCUCUAGUGAUUGUAAACCCUAGGUUUUUCUUGAUUUUGCGCCCCCUUUUCUUGAAUCUGUACAGGCAUACUCGUGGAUUGUGCGUUUACUACGAUGGGAAGCGGAGAUAAGAGCGGUCACCUGAAUUUCCAUCUGCAUAUGCCGCACGUUCAUUUCCACCACCACCACCACGGCGGCGGAGGAAGGCGGGAGACGAGGGGUAUUCCGAAGGGAUGCGUGGCGAUAACGGUGGGGCAAGGGGCGGAGCAGCAGCGGUUUGUGAUUCCGGUGAUUUACGUGAACCACCCGCUGUUCACGCAACUGCUGAAGGAGGCGGAGGAAGAGUACGGUUUCGAUCAGAAGGGUCCGAUCAAUAUUCCGUGCCAUGUGGAGGAGUUUCGUCAGGUGAGAGGUAUGAUUGACAAGGAAACGACGACGUCCCAUCAUCACCACCACCACGACCACCCUCAUCACUACCCGUUCAUGUGCUUCAAAGCUUAGAUGUAUUUUCACGGGUUGCUUCCUUGAUGGUUGAUUACGUUUGAUGAUCUAAUUUUAUGGUUGUUUCAGUCUUAAUUUGUUUUCUUGCUAACUUAGUUGAUCAAAACGAAUGUAUUCAUCAGAUAUUUAGCAAAUGUUUAAUAUCAUUUUCAAUUCAUCAA
Molecule: messenger RNA, 880 nt
Organism: Sesamum indicum (sesame)
Lineage: Eukaryota; Viridiplantae; Streptophyta; Magnoliopsida; Lamiales; Pedaliaceae
Product: auxin-responsive protein SAUR32
Biological process (GO): response to auxin
Source: RefSeq, a predicted model, not a curated record